AUGGCUCCUAGGAAACUAAUCUCUCUUCCAGUUUGGGUCGUCAUUCGCAACAUUCCACCUCAAUUGUACUCCUAUGAGGGUCUUAGCAUUAUUGCUUAUGCUAUUGAUGAACCUCUUUACACAGACAAGCCUAUUAUGGAGUCGGAUCUUCGUUAUGCUGCCAAAGUCAAAAUCUCGGUUGCUCUUGAUAGGAAACAACCCUCCAUAGUUUGUGUCAAAGCAAGCUUGGGAAUUCGGAUUUCUCUCCGAGCGGAUUAUCCAAGGCUACCUCCUCACAGUGAUCUCUGCAAAGAAUUCGGUCACCUUUCCGUCAUGCAAAUUAUCUAA
Arabis nemorensis is the source of this 327-nucleotide messenger RNA. NCBI's taxonomy places the organism in Eukaryota, Viridiplantae, Streptophyta, Magnoliopsida, Brassicales, Brassicaceae. The record is from the annotation of a GenBank genome assembly.